GACGGACAUAAGGUUCAAAUUGAGCGAGAGGAAGAGGAACAAGAUAUAUGACUUCUUAUUCCUGCAAACACGACCAAGGAAGGACAAUGACGCCGAGACGUCCGUCGCAGGGACCACAUGUUGGCGUUGCUCGACAACUACCAUGGCACCUCCCUCAUGAACGCGAAGACCUUCCUCGAAAGGUUACAGUCCCUGUACUUCGUCGAGUCCGAGGAGGAGUUGACGUUCGGCAGUUACGCUUCCUUAAUCUCCACUGACGACGAGGCACCCACCGGUGUCGAGCUCUACGCUAAUGCGAAGGAGGAGGAGAGCGACACCGAGAGCCUCGACCUGCGGUAUGACCCACCUCCGGCGGAGCACGCCCGAGGGUCCUUGUCGGUCGGUCCGUCAACAAGCCCGACAUCCCUCGUGUCACCGAUGGCCAAACCGGCGCCGGGCACUAUGUCGAUGAAGUUGUUGGAGAGACUGAAAGCUCUGGCCAUCCCCCCGCGCACAUUGCGUCCCGGGUCUGAUAUCCCGCCCGAUCAUCCGUCUUGGAAGGAUGACAACAUUCACUUCCUUCUUGAGCCGCGAAGUCAUUCACCUGAGGUGGACUGGGGCCAUGACAUGAUUUGGCAUCCAGGAGUCAUCCAGCCCACGAUACAAAAGGGCGAGUGGAUCAUGGCCGUAGCAGUCCCGGGCGCGGGAUGGGUGUCCAUCGCUCGCGAGUCGAAGUCCAACUUCCUGCACCUCGCGAGGAUUUUGAUCCUCCAAAAAGACAAGUGCUGGUUGGAACUGAUUGAGGACUACUACAAGCUCAACACGAGCCCGUCGAAGGGUAUGGUGGACUGGAAAGUGCCCCCUCCCAGUCGGGCACAUGGGAGUUCCGGGGGGGGCCCACCAGGCGGUGGAGGGGAUGGGGGUGGCAGUGCGGGGGGUGUCAACGGAGUCCCGCAUAGUGGGGAGGGCGGGUCUCACGGCGACACCACGACAACGGAAGGCAGCAGUGGGGUGGUGGGUUGGGCCAUCGAUCGGCAUCCGUCUACUGGCCCCGGGUCGGAGCAUGCGACGCAGUCUAUCGACCUUCCGACUUCGUCCGUCGGCUCACCGAGGGAGACGAUGGCAGCCUUGGUUGCUCCCGGUAGCCGUUCGGGCAGAACGCUAAAGUCCGUCGGGAUCCGAACUACGUCGGUUGAGGUGCCACCACAGCGGUCCUCCAUGCAGAGUUGGCCGGGGGUGGGGGAGCCGAGCAAGGAUCCCACAAUUGGCAGCGGUGCGGUGAGGGAUGAGAAUGCAUCUGGAGGGUGCGACGACACGGAGACGACGAACUUCGCCGAGAUCCGAACUUCUCUAGGUGGGGGGGGUCAGUCGGGAGGGGAAGCAUGCAUGGAAACAGAAGGGCGGUCGUCGAGAUUCAACACGGGUUCUGGAGAAGGGGUUGAAUUGCAUGGAAGGGAAGGAGGGGAGGAAAUGGAGGACGGGAAGGAAGGGGAAGAAGGGAAAGAAGGGGAGAAAGGAGAGGAAGGAGGAGAAACGAAGCUGAUUGACUUGCUUGAAGAAAAAAAUAGUGCCAAAGGGGACGUGGGUAUUGGAGACGACGAAGGGGAAGACAAUGAGGACGAUGCCGGAUCUGGAGAGUCGUCUGGCGAGUUCGGACAACUGUACGGAGAGCAUCGCGAGGAUGAUGUCGACGACGAUGUCACGGCAAUGGAGAUGGAGACACAACAAGUUGUCGAGAACAUCAAGAAGUCUCAGGAAGCAAUGAUUGGUUCUGAGAACAAACAUCGACGACAGUCCACAUUUCAGGUAGGAGAAGUUUCUGGGUUAAGUGGCUUCACUCGGCAAUCGUGGAAUCCUGAUUACAAAGAAAGGAAUGAUAAGGUGGAGAAGAUGUGGUCGUGGAUGUCCGGAGAUAUUGAGGAGCAGGAACGUAUCAAGAGAGAGAAAGCGGAGGCUGCUAAGAAAGUGAAGGAGGCUAGUCAGGAUGAAGUGGCAAAAAAGCAGAAGGAGGAAAAUGACAAAGAAGAUUUCAAGGUCAGUAUUGGAAAAAUGGUUGGCAAUCAGAUGAAACUCGUUUGUGAGGAAGUACUGGGUAGGAGAGUUGAUGUCGGCGAGUCUCUUAUUCCCCUAACCUCUGAGGCAAUUCGAAGGAGAAAUGAUGGUGAUGCGAGAAAAGAUCAGACGAACGACGUUAUAAAGAAGAAGGAUGACGAGAUUCUCCAGCUGAAGCAUGCGAUGGCCGACUUGCAACGGAAGGUUUGCCGAGUCAAUGACACGAAUCAGGAGCUGCAGGUCCUAAGGUCUGACAACGAACAUCUUAUCGAAGAUGUCAUUUGCUUGAAGGAACAAGUCAAGGCGUUGAUGAAGAAUUCUACGAAUACUACAGCUGGGGCUGCUGCGACGACUGCGAUGCCGAAUCAAUGUGGCGACACUCCCACGACAGGCGAUUACGUGAAGUUGUCUGACGCAUAUCGCAAACUUCGUGAUAAUAAGGAUUUGGCAGAAAGAGAGGUCGAAGCUCUCAAUGAAAGGAUCAAGCGGGUUAGUGUUGCGACUUCUCCUACUCCAUCUAGUGUGAAGAGGAAGCGGAUUGCACGGAAAAGUGGGUCACCUUCCAAUCGUAGGAGCAGAUUGAGUAAGGCAGCAAGCCCGAAACAGUCCGGAGAGGCACAAGAGCGCGUACGUGUGGCAUUUGAGAAACUUCUUAACGAGGAUCGAAAGAACUUUCGGAGAAGAGUCUGCGGAGAACUCUUCAAGAUGAAAAAGCAGGAGAUCGAGAACUUUUGCGAUGAUGAACGACUCACCUACAUCACUAUCAAGUCGUCAGCGGAGGAGAUUGCGGGCAUCUACACAGAACGAGCCUACGGUAAACGAGAGAGCAAGCAAAUUUUAGUGGAUGAUGUCCUCGAUAUCGAUGAUUCCGAGAAUUCGAAUGAUCUUGCUGAGCAAAGCGAAGAGGGUGAAGAGGAUGUCUCCGGCGUCCUGCGAGAGGUAUGGAAGUCGGUGGAUCGAAGUCGGGAAGUCGGGGAAGGGAAGUCGGGGGAGGGAAGACGGGGGAGGGGAGUCAGGAAGUCGGCGGAGUCGGUAUAAGGCUUCGAGGGUGGGGUCUUUAGCGUGGGCGAGGAGGGUGUGCCGACAUGGCGGGGAGGGAGGCCAGAGUUCGUACUGAAUGAGGAGUUUGAGAACGAUUUGAAGGCGAAGCACGUGAUUUGGAAAUACAUCCAGAAAGGGCAGGUGUUUGUGAGCCCCACGGGAGCAGACCCGAAGGGCAAUUGCGAGUUGCGGUGUCGAUUGUGUGGCCACCGGUGGGUUGGCAACCAAACCAAGGCAAGUGCACACUUCAAUACCACACGCGAGCAUGACAGGUAUCUGCACACGUGUGUAUACAUAAUGAGGGAGUUGCAACGCGUGGGCGUCGCACUUAAGGGGUCCCUCCCUGUCUACGUGAGGGAGGCGGACAGGGAUGGCGAGCUCGAUUUCGAGCAUCCCCUUAACUGGAGAUUGCCCGGCGUCACGGUACGAGAGCCCCCCCUGGUCCCCGUGCGCGACUUGGCUCGCGGAGGACGGGGCCCACAACGGCCGGACCGAGCAGGUCAGGCAGCAGAGGGACGACGACGUGGAGCAGGCUCCUCCAGAGGAGCGGGCCCGUCUGGAGGAGUGGGCCCUCAUGAUGAGGGCUCGUCGGAAGUGCAAAACGAGGGCAGGGGAGAUGGUGCAGAGGGCACCCUGACGAGACAAUUUGAUCCAAUGGGGAAGAGGGUGUGUGAUCCUCGCGGUGCUGUCGGGCCCACGAGGGCAUGCCGUGAGGCGGAGGGAUCAUCACGAGCUCCACAGGACGAGCAACAGUGGUGGAGGUCGAGGAUGCUACAACAGGCGAGAGAUGAGGGCAUUCAGGUCCCCGCAGACCUCGAGGAGGGGCUUGCGAUUGCCCCUAUGGAGGGUAGACAGGCUCGUCACCAAGUGCCGCACCUGACUCAGACUCGCCUGGAUGAAUGGGUUCAGCACCCCAUCCAGUAUGACCUGGAUAUGGCCUGCAUCCGAUUCUUUGUGGGCUGCAGUGUGCCAUUCAACAUCGCCAGAUCGGAGUGGUAUGUGGCGCUUCAUGACGUCUAUCUCAGUCAGUUUAGGGGUCCCUACAGGCCGCGUCAUCCACAAUACGAGUUCCUGCGGAUGACUCUGUUGUCCAUGUUGUACGCAGAGCUCGACAAGCGCUUGAGGUAUCACCGUGAGUCGUGGUCUGAGGGGGUCACUUUCAUGACUGACGGUUGGUCGACUCAGGCCAACUGCCCUCUCUGCAACUACUUGGUUGCAAGGAGGUUGGGGGCAUCGCUCUACCGGGUGGAGGAUAUGUUUGCCAGGGAGAGGACCGGGGCAGGUUUGUGCCGCAGAUGGAGGGAGCUCAUCCUCGAGAUCGGUGCAGAGCAUGUGGUCGCCAUAUGCACGGACAACGCGUUAGCCAACAAGGAGGCUUACCGUUUGCUCCGUGGCGACCMCGAUGAGCGACUGCGCCGCAUCACAURGAUUCCUUGUGGUUCGACCUUCUUCGCGAUCCGCGGUGGUGGCAAUAGGUGGAGCUUGUGCACUAUUAUGGAGCCAAUUUACGAGCUCCUGCAGCAGGUCGAUUUUGACGGGCGGAGAGUCGACGAUGUAUGGGGAUUGUUUGAGUGCCUGCGGAUCACGGUCGACAGACUGUCGCUUGAUGAGGCUUGUCACAUGCCCAUCAAGAAGAUAGUUAAGGAGAGGUCGGACAUGCUUUUGACCCCCAUUCAUUGUGCUGCGUACUUGUUGCACCCCAAGUACCGCAGCAUCGACCUUUUGAUGCGUGGGACGACAGAGGAGCGCAUUCUCCAACUCGAGUACAUGGGGAGCCAGAUUGAGGGUGGUCGACAGGGCCCGCUGAUGACAGUCGUGUGGAGUUCUCUGCAGGACUUCCACGGCAAGUAUCCCACACUUGCUCACUGGGGGGGGGACAUUGGGGAUGGGAGCGUGGAGGAGCCCGACUUUUAUCCUGUGCAAUGGUGGAGGGUGCAGGGGGCCAGUCAUCGGGUGUUGCGGGACAUUGCCAUGCGCUGCUUGGGUUGGGCGUUGAGCAGUUGGAGAAGCUUAUGUUCUGUCAUUGGAACCUCAAGCUUCUCAAGAGUAGUCACGCGCGCUGGGGGGUUUAUCGGGGCUGGUCUCCCCAGGGUUGGAUUGACCGAUGUUGAGAGGAGGGCUGAGGACUUUGCUCGCUACGAGCCGGACGAGAUGGCUCCUGGGACGUACGGCCCGGUGGAGAUCGAGAGGGAGGCCGGCCGCCUUAGGAGACAGCCGAGGGGCAGACGCUUGGCGAGGGCUGCAGCAGCACUGGCCCACCAGAUUCGUCACCAGGGCGAGGAGGCGGUUCAGGGGGAGGACGUUAUUGAUGAUGAUGUCUCCAGGUUGACGGAGCCUUAUCGAGGAUACGGGUUCUUAGAGCGGGAGGCCCCUGUGACUGUGAGCCCUGCGGGUCGGGUGCUCCCGCCACGAGCGGCGAAUGAUUGUGCAGGCGUCCCUGCCGCCGCGCUCGCACCGGAGGCAAGCUCCCACAGCCUGCCUGUGGACGAUGCAGACGACAUUUUGGGCGGCACCGAUGGAGACAUUGCGAGCGUGGGAGGGAAUCGCGCAGCGAGGGCCGCUUGAUCUUCCUUCCCUCGGUGCACAAUUGUCAGCGUCGGGUGCAGUUGGUGAGA
Chara braunii is the source of this 5687-nucleotide messenger RNA. Lineage: Eukaryota; Viridiplantae; Streptophyta; Charophyceae; Charales; Characeae. The record is from the annotation of a GenBank genome assembly.